Molecule: messenger RNA, 1724 nt
Organism: Pomacea canaliculata
Lineage: Eukaryota; Metazoa; Mollusca; Gastropoda; Architaenioglossa; Ampullariidae
Exons: 4
Coding region: 390-1220 (276 amino acids)
Source: RefSeq, a predicted model, not a curated record
GCCGGAUAUGGCACAGCGUCGCUGGCCGGAUAUGGCCCGCGGGCCGUAGGUUGGGCAUCCCUUGUUUAGACGAUUUCUUAUGGUUUUCUUUCUGAUGUAACUAGUAUUCUACUCAGUGUCGUUGUGCUCUCGAAAAUUGAUUAUUGCAAUUUUCUAUUGGCUGGCAUUACCAAGUAUCUGCAGACCAUCUAGUCCUAAUUGUAUCUGCUGCAGCUGACCCAGGUCAGCCGAUCUUGAGAAACUGUUCAGAAAAUGUGACAAAAGGAGAGAACGUAACGUGCGAGUGUUCAUCAGAGCAUAACAGCGAGCCUCGCCCUGUCUUGUCAUGGCCUGGACACACAGACUGUUCCACUUUACAGCUGUCUGCCGUCGGAAUCAACAGGACAUACAUGUGCGAGAUGUUGUGGGGAAAACAAAAAAGAACGGUGUCUUACAGCUUUCAAAUAAUGACUGAUCCAGGUCAGCCGAUCCUUAAAAACUGUUUAAAACACGCGACAGAAGGAGAGAACGUGACGUGCGAGUGUUCAUCAGAGCGUGACGGCGAGCCCCGCCCAGUCCUCUCCUGGUUAGGACAGACAAACUCGUCCAUUUUACACUUAUACGAUGUCAGAAUCACUGAGACAUACAUGUGUGAGAUGACCUGGGGCGAGCAAAAAAGAAUGGUCUCCUACAUCUUACAAAUAAUAACCAACAAGGAUGGCUCGUAUAAACACACAGCUCCAUCGUCUUUGGUCCAGAUUAUCGGCAUGGUAGUGGCUGCUGUAUUUUUCCUCAUUAUAGUCAUCAUAAUCAUCAUGACUGCCAUCAUUAAGAUGAAAAGAUAUGUACAGACUCCAUUAAACCCUAAGGUUAAUGAGUUGGAACUCGUUGAAAACAUUUAUUACGGUGGCCUCAAGUCAGACAACAUGAGAGAAUCAGGCCUAAUAGACAAUGACCGCGUGGAUUCCAGGAACAGUGAGCAAACAAUACAAUCGGAUGUGGAGAAGGACGAAGGCAGAGAAGCACAGGCAGACCUGUAUGCCGUUGUCGAGAAGAACAAAGAGAAAGAAGAGGUGAAGGCAGAGCUGUAUGCAGCUGUGAUGAAGUCAAGCGUGAAGCAACAAGAACCAUCUCCUGGGAGAAGGAUAAAUAUCGUUAGUGAGGUAGACGUGUACGCCGUCGUCGAGAAGGGAGCUGAGCAAGAAACGUACGCCCAGGUGGUAAAAUUGUCUGAACAGUAAACAACAUUACUAAAUCUCUCAAAUAAUCAUUAUGUAAUCAAUGUAUGCAUCUAUACAUGUAAUAUAUUGUCGACUUAAUCACCAAAACAGUCUUCAGAAUAAUCCAAACUGCUAAUACAAUCACCCAAAGACUAAAAAUAAUCAUCAAAGCAGUGGCUCCAAUUACUCAAAAAGUAAAGGUGCACCUUGAAGCUAAAACCUUUAUAAGAUGUGCGCACAUCAGUCAAUGAGUUGUACAAAAAUGUGAAAUUAAAUGUUAUGAUGCUUGUAUGUAUGUUAUGAGCUUAUAUAUUGUAUCCAAGAUUUGUAGGAUUUAUUCCACCACGUUUACCACAUGUCACAUUAUUUACUGUGUUGUCGUUAACACUUUUUCGUAAUAGUGUGAGGUCUUGUAAAUAAGUUAUACUACUCUGUUUGCCAGAAGAUGUAAAGAGGAUUUUAUACAGAUUUAUAAAAGUGUCACUUUCUGUACAAAGUUUCUGGAGAUAUUUUGUGGCUUUAGUC